Messenger RNA from Volvox carteri f. nagariensis, 975 nucleotides. RefSeq lists its product as uncharacterized. Bases 1 to 975 code for a protein of 324 amino acids. NCBI's taxonomy places the organism in Eukaryota, Viridiplantae, Chlorophyta, Chlorophyceae, Chlamydomonadales, Volvocaceae. The transcript has 5 exons. The record is from RefSeq and is a predicted model, not a curated record.
AUGCGGCUGAAUGCACCCAACAUUCUGGUGCUAACUACAAAAUUACUUCUUUGUUGGGCACUUGGCAGCACUGUAGCAAAGGUCCCGUCUGUGUCCCUUUACCACAGUGAAUUUAAAGGGGUCAUCGACCAUUCCUGGGACGAUGGCUCUAGGAAUCUUAUAGUCCAGCUGAAGAGCACUGGAUUUGAUGUGCACAUCGCCGUCGAUGGCCAACCGGCCGGCCUCGGAAGCGCGGACGCUAUGGAUGCAUACAUCAUUCCAGCACAGAAUGGACAAGUUCUUUAUUCAAAUGCUGAGGACAUGGAACAAGUUGCCGCUUUUGUCAGCUCCGGUGGACUUGUGAUUAUUCUGGAUGCUGGCCUUGGCGAGGGCGCCGCAACAUGUGAUUUCGUUUCCAAGGCCUUAAAGUAUCAAGGCAAAUGGCUUAUGUGCAAGCAGUCUCACAUUACGGAGCCCCUGACGCGGCCGACCCUUAGCCGAUGGGCGUCGUCUUUCCUCCCGGACAUUCGCGGCUCAAUACCAUGGCCCCGAGAACUGGAGGUCUCUCCAGCUACAGGUCUCAGCACAUGGUGCCACCACGAGGACGUACACGCGGUCACAGUUCCACUUUAUGUCGCAGUGGCGGAUGACGACCGCGCGUUUCUCGCAGCUCAGGCGUUCAGCAAGGUCGGCAGCCCCGGCGCCGUGGUGUGGCUCGGUUACAGCUGGAAGGACGGGCCCCAGCCGCAAUGGGGCGCGCUGCUGAAGAAGCUCAUCACCGACUUCGCAAACGAUGCGCGGGGCUCUGCCUUCAGCGGCCACCCUGUCAACCCUGUUACCUCGGGCAAGUACGGCUUGAAGCCGCAGGCGACUAAGGACAUUGAGGAGGUGCAGGAAACCGUCUUCCAUAGGGCCCUGGCGGCGGCGGCGGGAACAAGUCGGUUCGACCACCACCCAAACGCAAAGGCAAUGAUGACCGCCGUCGCUCGCUUCUAG